AGUUCGAGACAUCUCAGCAAUGGGCACUACCGGGGCAUUAAAGGAGUCUUCAGGGGACCCCUCUGCAAGAACGGAUCUCCCUCUCCGGUAAUGUGCGCGCGCACACACGUACACACACAAACGUUCCAACUCAACACAAACGAAAAGAUAUUGAGAGAUAGUAUCCUGAUUCAAUGAGUAGAUGGUGGACAUCUAAAACGUAAACCUUAUCCAUAGGUAUGGAGGUACAUCGUGUCCAUUUAUACAAUUUAUUGACAGACUGUGACACAGAGAGGGGUGUGUAUUUACAUGUGUAUUUUCAAUCCAGUCAGUAGGAUCUAUAGUGCUACGGAUGUAAAUAUUUACUGAAUGCAGUUAACUGCAGGGCUCUGAAGGUAGCUCCUCUGUGCUAUGUCAACUUACGCAUCUGCUGAUUUGGGCAGUGUAGAAAGUUUGACUGGCACGUUAUAAUGUGCUUUGUGAAGUCAUCAGUUGAGAUUAGUUUAAUAAUGCUACUGUUACUUUAUGAGAAAAACUCAAAGAUUUUGCCUCAAAUCACUGGCAAAAGGAAAGGUAUAGGUAGUGAAAACUUGAUUAUAUCUAAUGCUCAACUAUGCACAUUCUUUAAGGGGAAGUAAAAGAAUUCUUUAUGGAAAUCUGAGUUGGAUAGUUUAUUGUAUAAUAUACAAAUAUAUUAACAUGCAAUUAGAGUGAUUGCUUUUUAACUUAGUAAUCUAUUCAAUUUAGUUACUAUUCAGUUUAUUCAUAUUCUUUUUAUAAAAUAAUUUCAUCCAGAUUAUAUGAGUUAAAUCCAUUAUUAAUUCAUUUCUUGGUACAUACUAUAAACUAAUGUUUUAAGACUCCAAAUGUGUUUCAAGAAAAUGUGUGUGAAUGUGUAUGUGUGUGUGUAUGUAUAUAUAUAUAAAUUUUGGACUACUAGUGACUAAGUAUGCAAACUUAAAGACCAACUUUUGAGGUUUAAUAUAAAAAACAGUAUUUAAGUCUGUAUAUCAAGAGGGAAAAUUGAAAUUACCCAAUUUUAAUUUUUGUAUGGUUGAUAUUUUCCAUCAUGGCUUAACGCUUCAUUAGCAUGAAUUAUUCAAAACUGCAACAUAUUAUAAAAACCUUUGAUUAUUAAUAAAUACUAUAUGUAAUUUACAUGAGAAAUCUAAAAUCAGAAAGUACAAGUGCCUAGAGAUAUCACUAGGAUUCCUCAUGACAAAUUAUUCCUUCACAUGCUUUUAUGUACUACAAAAAGUGGAUUGUUGCAACUAUUCCCCCCAACAACUGUAUACAAUACUGAGUCAGAACUGUUAGAUGGAAAAUACUGUUUAUAUGAGUACUUAACAAUUAAACUCACAGGGUUAGCAGGCACUUGCAGAGUUCUAGUUGAAUAAAGCCCACAUUCAGUCCCUCUAAGUAGCAGGUCUGAAUCUUUCCCAUUUCUAAAGAUUCUCAGAAUUGGAGUUCCUGCAGUCUCAGCAAACCACUUUAAUGUUUAACAACGCACAGUGCCAGGAGAAUCUUUCUUACAGCAAACUUAAAUCCUUUACAUUCUUCUUUAGGUCCAUUUUUAUCUAGAAAACCUACAGUGUUCCGCCUUUUUCACAGGUAUUAUUUUUCAACGCUUUGGUAAUCUCUGUGCCUGUCUUUCUUGCCCUCCUUUUGGUUAUGGAAAACUAAAUUGGAUAGUGCAUUGUACUGUUUGUGCCUCAAGACUUCUCAGUAUAAAGGGAGAAUUGCUUCAUAAUCUUACACGGUUUAGUUCUUUUCAAGUUGGUUAGACUAUGGUGUUCAUCUUCCCAAAUCUGUAGGGCUUGCAGAGGAAUUUCUGUUACACAGUCAAAAAGUGUCCUUUCUCUCCCACUUGUUCAGUCAUCUCCCAAGAGCCUGACUGAUGCUAUAGAGACUAGAUGUGUGAAUGUAGAUGAGAGAAGACAGCCCAGUGACCACACGGCUGUGCUGGUUGACCAGGGUUCAUCAGGAUUUUGCAGAAAAGGAGAAGUCCACAGCAAAGGCCCUGGAAGAUGUAAAGGCAAACUUUUACUGUGAAUUAUGUGACAAGCAGUAUCACAAGCACCAGGAGUUUGACAAUCAUAUUAAUUCUUAUGAUCAUGCUCAUAAGCAGAGACUGAAAGAAUUAAAGCAAAGGGAAUUUGCUCGGAAUGUAGCUUCUAAGUCAUGGAAAGAUGAGAAGAAACAAGAAAAAGCACUUAAACGACUCCAUCAGCUGGCUGAGUUAAGGCAGCAAUCUGAAUGUGUUUCUGGAAAUGGACCAGCAUACAAAGCCCCCAAGGUAGCCAUAGAAAAGCAACUCCAGCAAGGAAUUUUCCCCGUUAAGAAUGGCAGAAAGGUAUCAUGCAUGAAGAGUGCUCUUCUCCUUAAAGGAAAAAAUCUCCCCAGAAUCAUUUCCGAUAAACAGCGGUCCACCGUGCCAAAUCGACACCAAUUACAAUCAGACAGGCGUUGUUUGUUUGGAAAUCGGGUACCUCAAACAUCUUCAGAUCUCAGCAAUGCAAAUCACAGAACAGGAGUAUCAUUUUCUUUUUCCAAAAAAGUGCACCUAAAAUUAGAAUCUUCAGCAUCAGUUUUCAGUGAGAACACAGAAGAAACUCACGAUUGUAACAAGUCACCCAUUUAUAAAACAAAACAAAUUGCAGAUAAAUGCAAGUGCUGCAGGUUUGCAAAUAAAGAUACACACCUUACCAAGGAAAAAGAGGUAAACAUCUCACCAAGCCAUCUGGAAAGUGUUUUACACAAUACCAUCUCCCUAAACUCUAAAAUUUUGCAAGACAAUAACAACUCUAUUGAUGAGACACUAGAAGAUUCAAUUGGCAUCCAUGCUUCAUUCUCUAAAUCUAACAUUCAUCUUUCAGAUGUAGAUUUUACUCCUUCCAGCAGAGAAAAAGAAACUAGAAAUACAUUGAAGAACACUUUAGAAAACUGUGUGAAUCACCCAUGCCAAGCAAAUGCUUCCUUCAGCCCACCAAACAUUUACAACCAUAGUGAUGCCAGGAUAUUUGAAUGCCUGGAUGAGUUUUCAUCAGCAGAGCCAAGUGAACAAAAGAGUACAGUGCAUCUGAAUCCAAAUUCCAGAAUAGAGAACAGAGAAAAAUCUUUAGAUAAAACAGAAAGAGUUAGCAAAAAUGUUCAAAGACUUGUAAGAGAAGCAUGUACCCAUAAUGUGGCAUCUAAACCACUGCCUUUUCUCCACGUUCAAAGCAAGGAUGGCCACACCACUCUUCAAUGGCCUACGGAACUUCUGCUCUUUACAAAAACAGAACCCUGUAUCUCUUAUGGCUGCAACCCACUAUAUUUUGAUUUUAAGCUUUCUCGGAACACAAAGGAAGACCACAAUCCAGAGGACUUAAAAACAGAAUUGUGUAAGAAGUCCUUGGAAGUGAAGACUAAAAGAGAGAGCCAAGUCUCAGGUGUAAUCGAAGACCAACAAAAAUUGAUCCAAGAAGAUAAUCAAUAUCUGAAACCAAAGAUGAUGAUAGCUAAUCCGGAUUGGGAAAAAUUCCAGAGGAAAUAUAAUUUGGACUACAGUGAUUCUGAGCCAAAUAAGAGUGAAUAUGCUUUUAGUGCAAAUGAUUUGGAAAUGAAAAAUCCUGAAGUGCCUCUUUACCUCAAUACAUCUCUAAAGGAUUAUGCUGGAAAGAAUAAUAGUGAGAACGAACUUAAGGAAGCUUCAAGGGCCCAUUGGCAAGGCAGCAGAAAGGUAGUUCUAAAUGAUACAGAUGAGGACCUAUCUUGUCCUUCCUACAUCUCUAGGACUAAAAAGAAUAAAUUGAUUCCCUGCAAUCCUCAUUUGGAAUUUGAAGAUGAAAGACAAUUCAACUGCAAGUCCAGUUGUUAUACAGUAGGGGGUAACAGUGACCAUGGGAAAGACUUCAGUGUAAUUUUAAAGAGUAACCACAUCAGCAUGACCAACAAGGUUUCUGGAUGUGGAGACCGAAGAUACAAGAGAUGCUCUCCAAAGUCAUCUUUGAGUAGAUAUUCUUGCUCUUCGGACACAUCCCCUAGCAGCGUGUCUAGCUUGAGAAGUACUUGUUCAAGUCAUAGAUUCAAUGGUAAUAGCAGAGGUAAUUUUCUCUGCUUCUAUAAAAGAGAACACCACUCAGUUGAAAGGCACAAACGGAAAUGUCUGAAGCACAACUGCCUCUACUUGUCUGAUGAAAUAGCAAAGAGCAGUCAAAUGCAGUCUGAACCACAGAAAGAGAGGAACUGCAAAUUGUGGGAAUCAUUUAAAAAUGAAAAAUACUCAAAACGUAGAUAUUGUCACUGUAGAGAAAGACAAAAACUGGGCAAAAAUCAACAACAAUUUUCAGGGCUAAAAUCUACGAGAAUCAUCUGUUGUGAUUCUAACUCACAGAUUUCCUGUACUGGAAGCAGUAAAAAACCACCUAAUUGCCAGGGAACUCAGCACGAUAGAUUGGACUCUUACUCAAGGGAGAAAAUUUAUUACUUGAAUAAAGGCAAGAGAAAUCAAGAGUCUUUGGGCAGCCCUCACAUUUGUGAUCUGGGAAAAGUCAGGCCCAUGAAGUAUAACUCCGGGAACAUCAGCUGCCUUCUAAAGAACUGUUCCAGUGGCCCUUCAGAAACUACAGAAUCGAACAUUACAGAAGGAGAGAGGAGCCCUCUGACAGCAAAAAGCCUUUUAGAAAGAGUACAAGCCAAGAAAUGUCAGGAACAAUCAAGUAAUGUUGAGGUCUCUUCAAACAGUUGUAAAAAUGAAUUAGAGGCUCCUUCGCAAGUCCCAUGCACAAUUCAACUUGUACCAUCAGGCUGUAACAGACAAGCAUUGCCUUUGUCUGAAAAAAUACAGUAUGCAAGUGAGAGCAGAAAUGAUCAAGACAGUGCAAUUCCAAGGACUACGGAGAAAGACAAAAGCAAAAGCUCACAGACAAAUAAUUUUACAAUUUUAGCAGACACUGAUUGUGAUAACCAUCUUUCUAAAGGUAUAAUUCACCUAGUAACAGAGUCUCAGUCACUAAACAUAAAAAUGAAUCCAACAACAAAAGAACAAUCAAAACCUUUAAUUAGUGAAAUCCAACCUUUUAUUCAAUGCUGUGACCCAGUACCAAAUGAAUUCCCUGGUGCUUUGCCAUCUAAUAGAUAUACUGGUGUUACUGAUUCAACAGAGACCAAAGAACACCAAAUAAAUCUAGACUUACAGGAUGCAAGCAUGCAUAUAAAUCAUGUAGAGGGAAAUAUAAACUCUUACUAUGACAGAACUAUGCAGAAGCCUGACAAAGUCAAAGACGAAUUAGACGUGUGUCAUAAAUCUCUCUCUCCCCCUUUAAUUCAACAACCCAUAACAUUUUCUCCUGACGAAAUAGAUAAAUAUAAGAUCCUACAGCUACAAGCCCAGCAGCAUAUGCAGAAGCAACUCCUGUCAAAGCAUCUUCGAGUUUUGCCUGCUGCAGGGCCUACUGCCUUCUCUCCGGCUUCAACCGUACAGACAGUUCCAGUUCACCAGCACACUUCUAUCACUACCAUCCACCACACGUUCCUGCAGCAUUUUGCUGUUUCUGCUUCCUUAAGUUCUCAUAACAGUCACCUCCCUAUUGCUCAUCUACAUCCUCUUUCACAGGCACAUUUCACUCCUAUUUCAUUUUCGACUCUGACUCCAACCAUAAUACCUGCACACCCCACUUUCUUAGCAGGUCAUCCCCUGCAUUUAGUAGCUGCUACCCCCUUCCACCCAUCUCACAUAACACUUCAGCCCCUGCCCCCUACAGCAUUUAUUCCUACAUUGUUUGGCCCUCACUUAAAUCCAGCCACAACUUCUAUCAUCCAUUUGAAUCCUUUAAUCCAACCAGUAUUCCAAGGUCAAGAUUUUUGCCAUCAUUCUUGCUCUAGCCAGAUGCAACAGUUAAAUGAAGUGAAAGAGGCCUUAAAUGUGUCCACACACUUGAACUAAUAAGUGUUAAAGCCCCUCUUGUGGAUAAUUUUUUUAGUUGUCACUACCUAUACAAUAAUAUAUUUAAAGAAGUCUAUCUAUUGUAAGAUUUAAAAUAUUGGUGCCAAUUCAAAAUGUGACCAAUAUAUAAAUAUGAACUGAAUUGCUAAUAUUAAAACAAAGAGCAUUUUAAUAAUUUUUUAGCUUGCCAAAAUAAUAGGCAAUUUAAAUAAUUUUAUGAAAAUGUAGAGGGAAGAGGGAAAGGGUUAAAGAUUUGUUUUGGAUGGGUUCUCACAUGUUAUAAAAUGCAACAGAAAACAUUCAAGCAGAGCAUUAAAAUUAAAAAGAAAAAUCAGAUGAAAUGUGGUGCCCUGUGUUCUAAGUAUUUGUUGCGCGAAUGAAUGAGUGUUGAUUUGGCUUAUUUGUUAGAUAAUAAAAGGUCAGUGAAAUGAAGUAAUUAUUUAAAGUAAUUUCUAUCG
Cercocebus atys (sooty mangabey) is the source of this 6363-nucleotide messenger RNA. It is a transcript of the gene ZNF804B, whose product is annotated as zinc finger protein 804B. The transcript is spliced from 4 exons. NCBI's taxonomy places the organism in Eukaryota, Metazoa, Chordata, Mammalia, Primates, Cercopithecidae. The record is from RefSeq and is a predicted model, not a curated record. Gene Ontology annotation, cellular component: nucleus. The coding region runs from base 1907 to 5905 and encodes 1332 amino acids.